Messenger RNA from Lagenorhynchus albirostris (white-beaked dolphin), 3697 nucleotides. RefSeq names its product collagen type VIII alpha 2 chain (gene COL8A2). Gene Ontology annotation, molecular function: protein binding. The coding region runs from base 2 to 2119 and encodes 705 amino acids. NCBI's taxonomy places the organism in Eukaryota, Metazoa, Chordata, Mammalia, Artiodactyla, Delphinidae. The transcript has 2 exons. The record is from RefSeq and is a predicted model, not a curated record.
CAUGCGGGGGGCUCUGACGUCCCUGUCUUCGCUGCCGCCACCUCUGCUGCUGCUGCUGCUGGUGCUAGGGUGCGGGCUGAGGGCGGCCGCCAGCGGUGGAGCCGCCGGGGCAGCGGGCUACCCGCCGGUGCAGUACGUGCAGCCCAUGCACAAAGGACCCGUGGGGCCGCCCUUCCGCGAGGGCAAGGGCCAAUACCUGGAAAUGCCUCUACCGCUGUUGCCAAUGGACCUGAAAGGAGAGCCUGGUCCCCCAGGAAAACCCGGACCGCGGGGUCCCCCUGGCCCUCCUGGCUUCCCAGGAAAACCAGGCACUGGAAAACCAGGGCUACAUGGGCAGCCUGGACCCGCUGGCCCCCCUGGCUUCUCCCGGAUGGGCAAGGCUGGUCCCCCAGGGCUUCCAGGCAAGGUUGGCCCACCAGGGCAGCCGGGGCUUCGGGGGGAGCCAGGGAUACGAGGGGACCAGGGCCUCCGGGGGCCCCCAGGGCCCCCUGGCCUACCUGGGCCCUCAGGCAUUGCUGUCCCUGGAAAACCAGGUCCUCAGGGGGUGCCAGGGCCCCCAGGAUUUGGGGGGGAGCCAGGGCCCCAGGGAGAGCCUGGGCCCCCGGGUGAUCGAGGCCUCAAGGGUGAAAAUGGAGUGGGCCAACCAGGGCUUCCUGGAGCCCCAGGCCAGGGGGGUGCCCCCGGACCCCCUGGUCUCCCUGGUCCAGCUGGCUUGGGCAAACCAGGUUUGGAUGGGUUUCCUGGGGCCCCUGGAGAUAAGGGUGAGUCUGGGCCUCCUGGGCUGCCAGGACCCAGGGGGGAGCCAGGAGCUUUGGGCCCAAAAGGGCCCCCUGGGCUGGAUGGUAUGGGGGUACCAGGGUCAGCAGGGGUGCCAGGGCCACAGGGCCCACGAGGGGCCAAAGGGGAGCCAGGCACCCGGGGCCCUCCUGGCCUGAUAGGCCCCACUGGCUAUGGGAUGCCAGGGCUGCCAGGUCCCAAGGGGGACAGGGGCCCAGCUGGGGUCCCGGGGCUCUUGGGGGACAGGGGCGAGCCAGGUGAGGAUGGGGAGCCGGGGGAACAGGGACCACAGGGCCUUGGGGGCCCCCCUGGACUUCCGGGGUCUGCAGGGCUACCUGGCCGACGUGGGCCCCCGGGGCCUAAGGGGGAGAUGGGGCCUGGAGGACCCCCAGGAGUGCCUGGCAUUCGGGGUGACCAGGGGCCUAGUGGCCUGGCUGGGAAACCUGGGCUCCCAGGAGAGAGGGGGCUUCCAGGGGCUCAUGGACCUCCUGGACCGACUGGGCCCAAAGGCGAGCCAGGUUUCACGGGCCGCCCUGGAGGACCAGGGGUGGCAGGAGCCCUGGGGCAGAAGGGUGACUUGGGGCUCCCUGGGCAGCCUGGCCUGAGAGGCCCUUCUGGAAUCCCAGGACUCCAAGGCCCGACUGGCCCUAUCGGGCCGCAGGGUCUGCCAGGCCUGAAGGGUGAACCAGGCCUGCCGGGGGCCCCUGGAGAGGGGAAAGUGGGAGAACCUGGCAUGGCUGGGCCUACAGGGCCUCCUGGGGUCCCAGGUUCCCCAGGACUCACGGGCCCUCCUGGGCCUCCCGGACCUCCCGGGCCCCCUGGUGCACCUGGGGCCUUCGAUGAGACUGGCAUCGCCGGCCUGCACCUGCCCAAUGGCGGCGUGCAGGGAGCUGUGCUGGGCAAGGGGACCAAGCCCCGGUUUGGGCUGGGCGAGCUGUCGGCCCACGCCACGCCCGCCUUCACCGCUGUGCUCACCUCGCCCUUCCCCGCCUCAGGCAUGCCCGUGAAGUUUGACCGGACCCUCUACAAUGGCCACAGUGGCUACAACCCGGCCACCGGCAUCUUCACCUGCCCCGUGGGCGGGGUCUACUACUUUGCUUACCACGUGCACGUCAAGGGCACCAACGUGUGGGUGGCCCUGUACAAGAACAACGUGCCAGCCACCUACACCUAUGACGAGUACAAGAAGGGCUACCUGGACCAGGCGUCUGGGGGGGCCGUGCUCCAGCUGCGGCCCAACGACCAGGUCUGGGUGCAGAUGCCCUCGGACCAGGCCAAUGGCCUCUACUCCACCGAGUACAUCCACUCCUCCUUUUCAGGAUUCUUGCUGUGCCCCACAUAACCCAUGCUGCCCCGGCCUCCUCCUCUUUAGCGGUAGAGAGACCUUCUCACUUACAAAGAACCUCCAUUUAAAGAAAAAACCAAAGGCCAAACAGAGGCGGGAGCAGAGGCGGCCGCGGCCUUGGCCCGAGGAGACUGACUGGGUUUCUCCCUCCGCGCAGGCUGAGGUGGUUUCUGGAAGAAGGUGGCCUGCGUUCCUCUCCCCCGAGUGUCUGUGCAGCGUCGGGGUUGUGCCCCCUCUCCUGCCCUGCCUGGCCUGCAGGCAGGGCCCCAGGACGCUCUGCCCAGCUGGUGGAGACCCCUGGCCCCCGUGAGUGCUGGGCCCUGCUGGGCGGCGAAGGAUGCUGCUGCUGUGCGAGUCAGAGCUGAGAGGGGACUGAAUUCCCCUACCCGUUCCCCCGGGGAGACAUCUUCGCAGCCCUGCCCUUCCUGCCUGCCCACAGACGGCCCCCUGCUCAAGGAAGGGGGCAGGGCCUCCCUCAGUUCUUGGCUGCCCCCGCGCGGGACCUCCAGCAUAAGACGGUGGGUCCCCUGAAGAGUUUUUGUUUCUCUCCAGGGGAAGGGAGAGGAGGGGGACCAUCGAGGUGGCCAGUGGACACCCUGUCAGGACUGCCACCCUAGCAGUGGGGCGGUGGCAUCAGGCCUGUCCCUGGCAGGUACAGGCGUGUGGCCCCUCCUUCAGGCUCCCAGGAAGUGCCGACCCCCCUUCACUGCUCAGGCUGCAGCCAUGGGGAACGGUGGUUUGUGAGGGGUAGGGGCAUGGGUCUGAGGCAGGAUGGCAGCUCUUCACGUUCGUCUCCAUCCCCCAGGCUGCCUCCACCAGCUCUGGCUCUGUUCAUCAUGAGGCCAGCCACCCAGGCCCCUAGGGACCGCCACAGGCGGGCACGAGGCAGGAUGGGCAGUCAGCGAACAUGAGUAUUCCUCCCUUUCUCUCCUUUCACCUGCUGGGGGAGGGCUGAUUUUCUCAGACAAAAUUGUAAGGGAUCCUUGCCACCCCCAACCCCAGUAUCCGCAAGGCAGAGAGCUUCUUGUUUGCCCUCAGAACAAGGUGCACACAAGCUUGGGGAUGAAGGCCACCGCCCGCUUUUUCUUAAUAGCCAUAUGAUGGGUGUGUGUCGACUACAGGGGUUAGUCUGCUGGGGCUUCUUCUCCUUCACCCUCUGGUUCCAAUUUCCUGUCCUAGGCAGGAUUAAGGCCCAGGAGGAUGAGGCCCUGAGAAAAAGGGUGCCAACAGGCCCGUUUGGAAUGAGUUGGAUGUUUCUGCCGUUUUCCCCAAUCAGAGCUCCACCCUGCAGGAAACAGACAGGACCCCCUCCCAUGCCCUCAGCCGCUAGUUCAAGCCGAGUGGAUAGAGCUGAGGACCCAGCGUGAACCUGCUCCAGCUCUGGCCCAUGCCAGCCUUCCUUCCCAUGUUGAGGAAGGAGACUGGCCACUGACUUCUUUUUUUUCUUUUUUUAACAUCUUUAUUGGAGUAUAAUUGCUUUACAAUGGUGUGUUAGUUUCUGCUGUAUAACAAAAUGAAUCAGCUAUACAUAUACAUAUAUCCCCAUAUCUCUUCCCUCUUGCAUCUCCCUCCCUC